UUUUACAGAAAAGGAUUUCGUUUAUAUAUUUAUUCAAGCUAUGCAAUGAAACAAAAAAUAUAAUUACAAAGAAAAGAGUUUAAAAACGUGUUUCGUAAACAGUAAAGUCCGUCAGUAACAACUUUCAACGCGACACCGAUGUUAAUCUUCCAUCAUUCAAUCAUGCAAGAUACGAGAAAAGUCCAUUACAACAAUAGAUCUAAAGAUUAAGGUCGUGAUAUGAGUGUAAGGCUAAGCCAUUAUCGGUUGUGCCGUCAUCCAGGGAUUGGCCGAUCAGAGCCAAGCUUUUGCCUUGCUUGGCCACUUAAAACACCAGUCAACUGUUCACCCCUAAUGAUUCAGGGGCGGAACAAUCGUUUGUUUUCCCAGUGCGCAUGUACGGAGAGGCGGAACCACCCUUGGUGGCGACGAAUUGCACAUCCUUUUGCUGAAAAGAUAUACGAUAUUAUUUUAUUAUUCAAAGUGAAUGUGAAAAAAAUAAAUCCAUGAAAUGUUAGAAAAGAGUGAAAUGUUAAGGAAAAGAAAUUAGUAGUUUUUUAUUUCAUAUCGAAUGAAAAUCAUCAAAAUCAAAGAAUUAAGAAGAAACUGUGAAUUCAUGUGGAUGGAUAAAAAAAGAAUUUUCGAUGAACAUGAGUACAUAAGUAGCAUGUUUUAAUUGAUUAAGAUUGAAGUGAGUUAGAAUGUUUUUAAAAUAUAUUGAAUAAUUUGAGGUAUAAUUAUUUUGGUACAUUGGUGAAAAGAAAAUGAUUUGAUCAUAUUAAAGAGUGUUACACAUAGUUCUUUUAGUGUUUAUGGAGUUUGAAACUAUUUCUUUUAAAGGAAUGAGCUCUCACGCGCAUGCAAGAACAAUCUGUAGCGGAAGCGCAGUGACAAGUGCGGUUUCUGCAUUACAUUUUUUAAAGAGUUAUAGUCUAUUCACACCGACUUCAGACUUAUGCAGAUAUGAGCCAUAUAAUUCUAAAGAUUACAACUUUGGAAAUAUCGACAUUUUAGAAAGUUCAAACACACCAGAUAUAGCAAUUGGCCGGACAUCAUCGCCAUUAACAUCGCCCUCAUCUUUGUCAACAUUUUCACUUCCGGGAUCUAUACUUCAACCACCAUUCUUAUCUACAAUUCCACCUUUAAUGCAAUCUAUAAAUGUGCCUCCGACAUUUUCCAAUAGUAAUACAAAUAACAUGGUAAGUCGUCAUUUUUUGAGUGCGAAUAGCAUCACAAAUAUUCAUAAACGACCCAGAAGUGAAAAGAAACCAAUACCAGAUGAUCAAAAAGACGAAAAAUAUUAUGAAAGACGUAAACGUAAUAACCAAGCUGCAAAGAAAUCUCGAGAUGCUCGGAAAAUUAGAGAAGAUAAUAUUGCAUUGCGAGCAACUAUAUUAGAGCAUGAAAACGCAAUUUUAAGGGCGCAAGUGAUAACUCUUCGUGAAGAAGCGCAAUGUCUUCGACAUAUGUUGAUUAAACAACAAACAUCACCGUUACAAUCUAUUAAUCGGUCAAUUUCUUCGAUAACACCUGUUACAUUAUCACCUCCGCAUUCAACGGCAACUUUAGAUUGCCAAAUUUGAAGUAUACUAUUAAUAAAAAAACGUCAUAGCUGACAAUUCUUGGCAAUCAAAUGAAUAUUUUUUAAUAAUUAUAUAGGAAACAUAUUAUAUUCAUAAAGUGAUAUUAAAUUAUUUAAAUUGUUGUGUUAAGGUUUUUUAAAUUUUAUGAAA
Molecule: messenger RNA, 1712 nt
Organism: Apis florea (little honeybee)
Lineage: Eukaryota; Metazoa; Arthropoda; Insecta; Hymenoptera; Apidae
Biological process (GO): regulation of transcription by RNA polymerase II
Cellular component (GO): nucleus
Molecular function (GO): RNA polymerase II cis-regulatory region sequence-specific DNA binding; DNA-binding transcription factor activity, RNA polymerase II-specific
Source: RefSeq, a predicted model, not a curated record